This is a messenger RNA of Dimorphilus gyrociliatus, 2305 nucleotides long. The record is from the annotation of a GenBank genome assembly. NCBI's taxonomy places the organism in Eukaryota, Metazoa, Annelida, Polychaeta, Dinophilidae.
AGUCUAGCGCAUGCGCACUUAGGCUAUUGAAAAAGUGGAAGUGUAGGCAAAGCGAAGACGAUAAAAGUGGCGCAUCAUACUAUGAGGAGUUGAUUAUUAACAUAUUGGGUACUUGAAAUAGGAUUUAGUUAUGUAGAAUGCGAAUCAAGAUGAAUAAAGGUAAUUACGAAGGCCAGAUAGCCGGAAUGUAUGAUCUGGGUGAGACGAUCGGUCGCGGUCAUUUCGCAGUUGUCAGGUUAGCUCGACACGUCUUUACAGGAGCAAAAGUAGCUGUAAAAGUAAUCGACAAGACCAAAUUGGAUGAAAUAUCACGAAAUCAUCUUUUUCAAGAGGUCAAUUGUAUGAAAUUAGUUCAACACCCUCAUGUAAUUCGCUUAUAUGAGGUUAUUGACACUCAAACUAAGCUUUUUCUGAUACUCGAAUAUGGCGAUGGUGGCGACAUGUAUGAAUACAUAAAUCGCUAUGAAAAAGGGCUAUCAGAGGAACAGGCUUGCUCCUAUUUCCGCCAAAUUGUUGAAGCCAUCUCAUACUGUCACGAUAUGCAUGUAGUUCAUCGCGAUCUAAAGCCGGAAAAUGUCGUGUUCUUUGAACAACUCGGCGUCUUAAAAUUGACUGAUUUCGGAUUUAGUAACAUGUACGUACCAGGAAGGCAUCUGGAUACCGCCUGCGGUUCUCUUGCGUAUUCAGCUCCAGAAAUUCUAUUAGGAGAUAGCUACGAUCCACCAGCAGUUGACGUCUGGAGUUUGGGUGUAAUUUUAUAUAUGCUAGUUUGUGGAACACCGCCUUUUCAUGAAGCAAAUGACAGUGAAACGUUAACUAUGAUUAUGGAUUGUAAAUAUAGGAUCCCUGCGCACGUUUCAAACUCUUGCCAAAAUCUCAUAACAAGAAUGCUAGUGAGAGAGCCCAAAGAUAGACCUACACUUCGUGAGAUUUGUGAAGAUCCUUGGGUCAACUCAGGAAAACCUCUACCUCGAGUACCUGUCAUUUCUCGAUCAAUGAUAAGUGAAAAUGAUCAUGUCGAGAUAAUAAAGAAAAUGGUAGAAGGUAACCUGGCACCUAAGGAAGAUAUUAUUAGAGCAAUAGAACAAGAUGAAUAUAACAGUAUUACUGCGACUUAUUAUUUAUUAGCUGAGAGACGUUUAAAACGUUCAUCAGCCGAUUCUUCAAAAGCUUCGUCAACAACAUCCAAAACGUCUUUGGAUGACUCUAAUGUAAAAAAAUCAAGCGAUAUCGCUUCACUAGCCUUAUCACCAAGGGCCAAAUCAGGUGAAUUGGGAAAGGACAGUGACGUGCGACAAUCGUUUGUUUCACCGCCUAGUAUAUUACGCUUAUCCACUGGAGUUGGGGCUGCAGAGUGUGGAGUCUUUGAAAAAAGAUGUUCACUUAUCAAUGAAGAAAGUUCGGACGUCGAAGAUGGUGAUAUUGCGUGUUCUCUACCUCCAUCCUCUAAUAGGCCUUCCAGCCGUGGUCUGCAUCUCGUUCACUCGUCACCGCAAUUAGUACUCAAUCAAAUUCACGAGGAGAGGGAGGACCAAGAUGGCCCACCUCCCGGUAAAAUGACGCCAUUAGGCGCAGCACCAAGGACCCUACCACCACGCCGUUGCAACAGGAGACGUGUUAAUCCUCAGAGAUCCUGUUCAUCUUCCGAUGCUUCGGAUACGGAUGACAACCCUCCAGAUAUACGUCGUCGACAGGCUCCAUCCUGUUGCAAGCCACCCAAACCACUACGUAAAGACUCCAGCGACCAUUCGUCAGAUAACGAUGGACCACCUCCUUAUCGACUCAGACCACUCGCUGAUGUCGAUAAGAAGUCAAAUUCGGAGACUAGUUCUCCUGUUUCCAAGAAUAGCCAAGGGGACGUAAAUUCGCGAAAUUCGAAUUCCAGCCGAGAGAAAGAUGAGAACAAUUGUUCGGAUAGGUUGGCCGCAAUGGAUUUAAAUUCGAUAAUACGCGAUGUCGACAAGUCAAUGAUUCGUGUUCGAUCUAAAGAAUUUACACAUUUAGUUAACCAUUUUGAUAAUAGCCCAUCGGCUAAGGAAAGCAGAGUAACGAAGCAAAGGAAGAGAUCGAAAUCUGAUAAAGUGAUGUUAGCUGAGUGUGCAGUGUGAGAGGAAGAGAGAAUGAGGGAGAGAGAGAGAGAAAGAGAGGGAGAGAGAGAAAGAAAAAGAAAGAAAGAAAGAAUAAGAGCCCGAGUGUGGCUGGUUCACACUUUUCCUACUAGGCGCGAAAUUAAGUGUUUGUGCAGCGUUUAUGAUUAAUAUAAACGUCAAAUAUUUGUAUGUAAAUAUAUAUAUAUAUAUAUAUA